UGCAACCGAAUUGUUUAUUCUUUGAUGAAUAAAACAAACAAAAAUUGAACUGAUUUACAAUAAUAUUCUAAUAAGAAUUAAGCCAUAGAGAAUAUUGGUUAAGAAUAAGCAUUUAGAGUGUGAAUAACGAAGGACUUGUCCAAAGUCGCAACGAUUGAAUGUGUUGACAUAUGAGGUGCUGGUAUUUGUGGGGUCUGUUCUGCGGCACCGGCGCCGUGCGGUUCCGCGAUGGCUCUCGGGGGCUCGGCGCUGCUGCAGCACGCCACCGUGCUGGAACAGCUGCUCGAGGAGAUCAACUUCCAGCGCACCAAGGAAAUGCGCCAGUUGAUGAAAGAUGACUCGGGGUUCGUGGUGCUGCAGGGGACCACGUACUGGACGGACCUGUUCGUGCGCCACUUCCUGUUCCAAGAGGAGCGGUCCAUCGACUGCGACGACCUGCUGUUCUUUGUGCGAAAACGACAUGUCAAGGGGACCUCGCGAUACCUGCCCAAGUAUGAGACGGACGUGGAGGUGUUCCGCAAGGACUCCAAGAAGCUGCCCAUCGGCGACCCCGAGAUCGACUGGGAGGAGACGGUCUACCUCAACCUGAUCGUGCACCAGUUCGACUACACGCUGACGCUGGCCAUCUGCACGCGCACCAGCCCCAAGGAGCUGCAGGUGCUGCGGCGCCACUCGCAGAAGGUGUACGCGUCUCCCAGCCGGCGCAAGAUGGACACGAAGGGCGAGGGCGAGGAGAUGACGUACCCCCACAUCUGCUUCAUGGUCGACAACUUCGAUGAGGUCUUCUGUGACAUCGUAGUGCGGGACGGGGAGAUGGUGUGCGUGGAGUUGGUGGCUAGAGGCCGGGGCGGCGCGGCGCAAGCGGUCAUCUUCCUUGGCUCCAUACGCUACGACGCGCUCACCAGAGUGUACGACGCCAGGCAAUCGUCGCUGUCCACGAAGGUCGCGCAGCGCAUGUCGUUCGGGCUGCUGGGCCGCGCGUCGGCCGCCGCGCGCUGCGAGUUCGUGCGCAUGAAGGGGCCCGGCGGGAAGGGCCACGCCGAGGUGGCGGUGUCGCGGCCGCGCUCGUCCGGCGCGCACACGCCUAGCUCGGAGCCCGGCCUGGCCGCGUCCGAGCUGUGGGACUGCGACUGGGACGACGACCCCGACGAGCUGUUCCUCUACAGGCACCAGCGUCGCCUGAGCGACCCGAGCGCGAACAUCACGACGUUCGUUCGCGGCGGAUGGCGCGCGCGCGAGCGAGACAGCGACAAGAGUCGCUCGGAGAACGAAGGGCUCGACUCACUCUCCGACGGCUUCGCGGAGGUCGAGGCGGGCGAUUUGCGCGACGGGCGGCGGGCUUCCUCGGUGCGCUGGCGCGGCUGCUGCGCGGCGGGCGCGCGGCGCGACGCCGACAUGCGCGACGUGUACCGGCGCGCGCCGCCCGACCUGUCCCCCGCCUGCCUGCACACCGUGUCGCCGCGCCGCCGCCCCGCGCGCCGCGCGCCGCAGCCGCCGCCGCUGCGCCCGCUGCCCGCGCCGCGCGCGCCGCCCGCCGCCGACCUGUGCGAGCUGGCGUGCGACGCGUGCUGCCUGGACGGCGGCGCCGCGCCCGCCCGCGCGCCCGCCCCCGCCUCCGCCUCCGCCCCCGCGCGCACGGUGCGCGGCGAGGAGGAGCUGCCGUGCGACGUGCGCGGCGCGGAGCCGGCGCGCGGCGCGGGCGCGUGGAGCGCGGGCGCGCGCGCGUACGUCACGCUGCCGCGGCGCCGCGGCGUGGCGGCCGCGCUGUUCCGCGCGCACGCGCUGCCGCCGCGCCGCACCACGCCCGACGGCACCGACAUCUACUACUGGUGCGACGUGCCGCGCCGCCAGCACUCCGAGCUGGACGACGGCGCCUACAACCCGCUGUGGGCCAUGCGCGGCUUCACGCAGACGUUCCACCUGUGGAAGGAGGGGCGGCGCGCGCAGUCGGCGCCGCUCAACGCCUUCCUCACCUACGUCACGCUGCCGUGGUGGAGCAUCGCCAAAGAUAUUCUAGACCACCGCGAAGAGCCUAUCCUGACCUUCUGAGACCUAUAGGCCUACUGCAGAACUGAAAUGUGACACUUGACGAACAUUCCAAACAUUUCGCAAUAGUCUUAGUGAGUUAUAUGUUAUGUUUAAAGUCAUUAUGAAAGAUCUCUUGGAUUUUCAUUCACAAUAUUAUUCUUAAGUUAAUUUAUUAUAAUUUAAAUUCAUAUAUGUUUAAAAUGUGCAUUUCACCGUCGGUGCGUCUUUAAUUUAUUACAUUCAGAUCUAUGAACUGACCCUAAGAGUAUUGGGAAGGAUUUCAUUUGUAAAUAAAACAUGAAAACAUUGUGUACAAGGCAUUGCUAUGCCUUUAUUUUUAUCAGACAUAAAUUGCUACACGUUUUAUCAUAUAAAAAACCGUAAUGUACAGAAUUAAAUCAUUUGCCACCCAGCUAACAAUGAAGAUGUCGCUGUCAGUUUCUCUGUGUUGAAAGACUUAUGUACAGCGGAAUUAGAACUGAUAUCGUCGUAAAGCCCCAGACCGUGGUUAUGCGUUUUUGCUCGGUGGUUUUUUCACAAGAUGACUCAAGAGCAUUUAUUUAAUUAUUUAAAAAUGCAUUAGCUAACAGCGACUCGUGUGGUAACAGUUCACAUUAAUGUUAAACCCUCUCAUGACGAGCAUAAAUUGCUUAUCUACUAUAAUCGAAACGCAACCAGUGUAAUACUUAUUAUUUUGAAGUUCCGGUGGCCAUCCAUCCGUUUUGCUUGACCACCAUUUGUGUUUGGUGGUGAUAGCAAAUGCGUUACUUAAAAAAAAACCUAAAUUGCUAUAGGUGUCCCUACAAUAUUUCUCUCACAGUUCCCUUGAUUUCUCCAGGACCCCUUCAACUGAUCUUGACCUGAUAAAAAUAGGACCACAUGGCAAGUAUACGUCUCAAACAAAAAAUACAUUUUUCGCUUUAUUACAUUAAGUUUGUAUUUCAGGUGUAGCCCAUAUACAUUGAUAUUACCAUUUGAAAGAAAUACAGUUAAGAAACACAAAUUAAAUUUAAUAUAAUCAUAAACAACAGAGCUCGGGGCCAACAGUCAUAAAAAAAUGCUACCUAAUUGAGAACCACCGCCUUUUUGUAAGUCAGUUAAAAAGGAAUUUCCACAUGCUCAGUGUAGUAAUUUACUCAUUGACUUUUAUUAUUAUCAGUUGACGCUGCCGUCUCUUCGUUUUUCUCUCCAAUUAAUUGGCACCAUUAUUGCGCUGUAUGUUGUGAAACUGUAACACCAUUGUCUAGAUAAUUUGGAUAACUAAUAACAUUAUAUCAUUAGCUUAAAGGAGUGAUGGUAGCCCAGUCGGUAGGAAUUCGAUUUCACUCUCGAAGGGCCGAGUCCGAAUCCUAGUACGCACCUCUAACUUUUCAGAGUUAUGUGCGUUUUAAGCAAUUAAAAUAUCACUCGCUUCAGUGGUAAAGGAAAAUAUCGUGAGGAAACCUGCAACAUGACUGAGAGAUUUUCUCAAAGGUGUGUGUGUGUCCUUAAAUCCUUGUGGGAGUAGGCCCGUGCCCUGUAAUAGGUUGAUAUUAUGAUGUUGAUAGUUAGUUUCAGAGUACUCCGUAUUUCAAAUGUGGCGCUUCCAAUUAAAACUGAAUUCCAGGUCACUUGUAUAUUAUGUGCCGCCACGACAGUGUUGGGGGCAUAAUUUUGCGUUCAUAUGUUACUGUACUGUCAGAGUUAUCUUAACUUAAUUAUUAUUUUCAAAUUAAUAAUUUGGUUAAAAUAAUAUUCACACACCGAAUGGUGGAAUAUAUAUUUUUAAUGUAACUUGAUCUCUAUGUACUUACCUACAUUCUUAAAUAAAUUUAUUAUUAUAAGAAUUAUUAUUAUAGACUGCACAGUAAAAGUACAAUUUAAAGUGUUGACAAAGGUGACAUAGGAGAUACCACAUGUUUUAAAAAAAAUUACCGGACUUCAGAAUAUAUAAUAUCGGUAUCGGCUAGAUUCGUAUUUUAUAUUAUGACUGAACGCAUCGAGACGGUACAGACAGAGUUUUUUUUAUGUUGACAAAGUUGAAUUUCUCCGAAAAACUAUGGAACUGUUUGAUAAAUAUGUAAUAUUUAAAAAUGUAUCUUUCUGAGUCCAAGGCCGUGGGUUCGAUUCCCACAACUGGAAAAUGU
Messenger RNA from Pararge aegeria (speckled wood butterfly), 4154 nucleotides. RefSeq lists its product as uncharacterized. NCBI's taxonomy places the organism in Eukaryota, Metazoa, Arthropoda, Insecta, Lepidoptera, Nymphalidae. The transcript is spliced from 11 exons. Bases 229 to 2049 code for a protein of 606 amino acids. The record is from RefSeq and is a predicted model, not a curated record.